Molecule: messenger RNA, 4499 nt
Organism: Mercenaria mercenaria
Lineage: Eukaryota; Metazoa; Mollusca; Bivalvia; Venerida; Veneridae
Product: ATP-dependent translocase ABCB1-like
Exons: 29
Coding region: 225-4274 (1349 amino acids)
Biological process (GO): transmembrane transport
Cellular component (GO): membrane
Molecular function (GO): ATP hydrolysis activity; ABC-type transporter activity; ATP binding
Source: RefSeq, a predicted model, not a curated record
GUCACCGAAGCGUUAAGAAUUCGGGUAGAAGAUAAAUUUUAGCCCGCCGUGUUAAUGAUCAUUGAAUAAAAGUUUUCAUUGAAAUAUGACAUUACUAGUUACAUUAUCAAGUUAGAAAUUGGUGUGUUUAGGAACUGUUUCAUUAAAUAGCAGACAAAAGAACACCAGGCAGUAACCAAGGAAAUUGACAUAUAUUAAUUGGCACUUGUGGCAGUGAAAUUAAGAUGGCGGAGCUGAAGGGUUAUAGGCCGUCUUCUGCAGGCAGCGAAAUAAAUGGAAAAAAGACGGAAAACAGGAGUACUUUCAAUGGGCGUGUAACGCCAACAGACAUUACAACCAUGGAGAUGAAAGAGAAAAACGGUGUUCAGAAUGGAACUUCAUCAAAGGGCAAAAGUGGAGACACUGAUAGUAAGAAGAGUGGAGAGAAAGAAGAAGCACAGCCGUUGGUUGGAGUGUUUGAAAUUUUCAAAUAUGCAGAAGGGAAAGACGUUCUGUUCAUGAUCCUGGGAACACUAAGUGCUAUGAUUCACGGGUCCGCCUUUCCAGUAAUGAUCAUCGUGUUUGGGGAGAUGAUUGACUUGUUCGUGCAGUCAGGAAAUUUUGCUGAAGUUGCUAAAAACCUGUCAAAAUAUGGCAUCUUGGCGAACUUAAGCGCCACCUAUAAUAUAAGUCUUACAUACGAAGGUGUAAUUGAAGAUCCGUCAUUACUGAAUAACUAUGAAAAUGAUAUAAAGACCCUCUCUAAUGGUACAGUAGAUUUUGCAGCGGUCCGAGAAGCUGUCGAAAAUGAUCUGCUCGAAGUCAUGCAAAGGUUUGCUCUGUAUUUCAUUGCCAUUGGGUGUGCAGUGAUUGUUGUAGGAUAUGGUCAGGUCAUGUUUUGGAUGGUAGCAUCAGAAAGACAGACCCACAGAAUUCGUAAAAGUUUCUAUAGAAACGUUAUGAGACAAAAUAUUGGCUGGUUUGACACGCACGAAUCUGGAGAGAUGAACUCUAGGAUAACCAAUGACAUAUCAAAAAUCCACGAGGGUAUAGGUGACAAAUUGGGUGCAUUUACACAAUGGUUUUGUGGUGGUAUAGCUGGAUUUGUUGUUGGGUUUAUCUAUGGAUGGAAACUCACCUUGGUUAUCUUAGCGAUAAGCCCUUUGUUAGCAGGGGCCGCCUUCAUUAUGACAAAGUUGGUGGGUCUUGCAUCAUCACUAGAGUUAAAGGCGUAUGCCCGUGCUGGGGCUGUUGCGGAGGAAGUGUUGGGGGCCAUACGGACUGUCGUUGCAUUCGGUGGACAGGAGAAGGAAUGUGAAAGAUAUAAUGCCAAUUUGACAGAAGCACGUGAUCUUGGUGUAAGGAAAGGCUUGGUCAAUGGUCUAGCCAUGGGUGUCACAUGGUUGAUUAUAUUUGGUGCAUAUGCGCUUGGAUUUUGGUAUGGAGCAAAGUUAGCUAGAGAAGAAUCAGAUUUGUAUUCUAUCGGAGAUGUGAUGAUUGUGUUCUUUGGAGUCCUUAUUGGUGCCUUCUCUCUUGGAAAUGCUGCUCCAAACGUUCAGAGCUUUGCUAUAGCCCGAGGAGCAGCCUACAUAGUUUAUCAGCUAAUAGAACAGGAACCUCCAAUUGACAGUUUUUCAACAGCUGGAGAGCGUCCACAGCAACUUGAUGGAAAUAUUGUUAUGAGAAAUAUAUAUUUCAACUACCCAUCUAGACCUGAUGUCAAGAUUUUAAAGGGUGUUGAUUUAGAGAUAAGCCGAGGUCAGACCGUUGCUCUAGUCGGGGCUAGCGGAUGUGGCAAGUCUACCAUUGUGCAGCUUAUACAGAGAUUUUAUGACCCAGAACAGGGCUCAAUCCGUAUUGAUGGUAGGGACAUAAAAGACUUAAAUUUGAAAUGGUGGAGAGAACAUAUAGGUAUAGUUAGCCAGGAACCAGUUUUGUUUGGCACUACAAUCAAGGAAAACAUUCGCUAUGGACGCGAGAAUGUUACAGAUGCGGAAAUAGAAGCAGCUACAAAAAUGGCAAACGCAUACGAUUUCAUCAUGAAGUUACCUGAUAAAUUUGAAACUUCGGUUGGUGAGAGAGGUGCACAACUCAGUGGAGGACAGAAACAGAGAAUUGCUAUUGCACGUGCCCUCGUGCGUGAUCCUAAAAUCUUGUUACUGGAUGAAGCCACAUCGGCUCUGGACACGGAAAGUGAAGGAGUAGUACAAGAGGCCCUUGAAAAAGCUAGCCAUGGCAGAACAACUAUUGUGAUUGCCCAUAGACUGUCAACUAUUAAAACAGCUGAUAUGAUUGCCGGGUUUAAAGACGGUCGAAUUGUGGAGAAAGGAACACAUGACGAAUUAAUGACAAAGAACGGAAUCUACUAUCAACUUGUAACACAACAGAGUAUGGUUUCCGAGGACGAUAUUGAGGCUGAAAUGUAUGACAAUCCCAAAAGUCCUCUAAAAGCACAAAAAUCUGUAGUAGAUACACCACUGAAGAGGGUUCUGUCUGUGAAAGGGGAGGAGCUGAAAGAGGAUGAAAAGAAGAAAGAAGAAGUUAAUGCAGGUAUGGGAAGAAUACUUCAGCUUAACGCUUCGGAAUGGUAUCUCAUUGCACUUGGAUUGUUUGGAAGUAUAGUUAAUGGUGGUCUCAUGCCUGCAUUUGCUGUCAUAUUUGCUGAAAUUCUUGGGGUAUUUUCAAAGCCGCGUGAAGAGCAAGAAAAAGAUAUUAAUUUAUACUGCAUCCUAUUUGUGUCUCUUGGAGGUAUAAGCUUCAUCACUUACUUCUUACAGGGAUACAUGUUUGGUCGGUCAGGAGAAUAUCUGACUCUUCGGAUAAGAGCAAUGUGUUUUAAGGCCAUGUUGAGACAGGAGAUAACAUACUUUGAUGACCAUGAAAACAGUGUUGGUGCCUUGACUACCAGACUUUCAACAGAUGCUUCACAAGUCCAGGGGGCUGCAGGUAUACGUCUUGGUUCAACCCUGAUGUCAAUAACUAGCAUAGUAGCAGGUCUGGUUAUAGGAUUCAUCUACAGCUGGAAGCUUACGUUACUAAUUAUAGCUUUCUUACCCUUCCUUAUGAUUGGUGGAGCUCUUCAGAUGAAAAUGUUGCAAGGUGCUGCUGGGAAAAACAAGGAAGCCCUUGAGACAGCAGGAAAAAUAGCAAUAGAGUCAAUUGAAAAUAUUCGUACGGUGGCGUCACUUACUCGUGAAGAGAUGUUUUACAAGAUGUUCUGUGAUGAACUGGAAACACCCUAUAACAACGCCCUGAGAAAAUCCCACGUUAUUGGCAUAUCAUUCUCGUUUUCUCAAGGAGUGAUCUUCUUUGCAUAUGCCGCAGCAUUCUGGUUGGGUGCCUAUUUGAUAAAGCAGGCUGAACUAGAUUAUGUAGAUGUAUUCAAGGCAUUCUCAGCUGUUGUGUUUGGAGGGAUGGCUAUUGGACAGGCCAGCUCAUUUGCUCCCGAUGCUGCAAAGGCUCAGUCUUCAGCUAGCGUCAUUUUCAAGCUUCUUGAUCUCAAACCAGACAUUGACUCUGAAUCUACUGUGGGAGAUCAGCCUAAAGAUUGCUCAAGUGAAGUACGGUUUACCAACAUCAAGUUCAAGUAUCCAACCAGACCUGAUACUGUUGUUCUCAACCAGUUUAAUCUAGACGUAUUGCCAGGCCAGACUGUGGCACUCGUUGGAAGCUCUGGGUGCGGGAAAAGUACGACAGUACAGCUGACAGAAAGAUUUUAUGAUCCUGAAGAUGGUGUUGUGUAUCUAGAUCAACACAAUAUCAAAGACUUGAACCUGCAGUGGUAUAGACGGCAGAUUGGCAUUGUGUCUCAGGAGCCCGUUUUGUUUGACCGGAGUAUCGGAGAAAAUAUCGCUUAUGGUGACAACUCGAGGAAGGUUGAAAUGCCGGAAGUAAUCGAAGCAGCAAGAAAAGCAAAUAUCCAUGAAUUUAUUGCAUCUUUACCAGAGGGUUAUGACACAAGUGUUGGAGAGAAGGGAGCCCAGCUUAGUGGAGGUCAGAAACAGAGGGUGGCUAUAGCCCGGGCUUUGGUCAGGAACCCUAAAAUACUUCUCUUAGAUGAGGCUACAUCUGCACUGGAUACUGAAAGUGAAAAGAUUGUGCAAGAUGCAUUAGAUGCAGCAAGAGAGGGAAGAACCAGUAUUGUGAUAGCUCAUAGACUUUCUACGAUCCAGAACGCUGACAAAAUUUGUGUGAUACGACAUGGUGUUAUCACUGAAAUGGGAACACACAGUGAACUUAUGAAGCAGCAAGGAUUCUACUACAAACUAAACAUGGCACAGCAGAGAAAGAAAUAGAUUCGCUUCAUCUCGGUAACUACUUGGUCUAAAGUUUGCUUUAGAAUGGUACUCCGGUGAAAUAGUUAACGCAAAUGACAGAAUGAUAUUUUGGUCGGGAAGCAAGUAAAAUAUCAAGAUUUAGCUUGAUAUCUCUGUAAAACACCGCAAAAGUUUUAGUUUUUGCUAUAGUUAUUGUUGAAACUUUGUGCAAAGUUUUAAUCCAUAUAAAUUUAGUACCAGUGU